GGCUCAUUUUUAACUGUUACUCAACUCGUUCUUUAAAGCCACAAUUAUGUCUAGAGAUAUGCAAAGUCAAAUUUCUGCAUUUCUUCCGAAGUAUUUACACCAGGAAGAAGUGGUGGCGCAAGAAUUUAAAGACCUAAUCUUUUCUUUACCCAAAGAAAAUGGAUGGGUUGCCUCUUAUCUCUACAAAUAUCAAGGCUUUUGGCACCCGGUCAGGCACCUUCAAGGGAUCAUUACAUGUCAACGACAUUUCCGGGCUCGGGAUUCUGAUGUUAUUCUUAUUACGACUCCCAAAUCAGGGACGACCUGGUUGAAGGCAAUCGUGUUUACCUUAAUGAAUCGAAUGCAAUAUCCCAUUGCUCAAGAUCACCCUUUACUCAGCAAAAAUCCACAUGAUCUUGUGCCAUUCUUGGAGCAAACACUAUAUGUUGAUAAUCAAAUCCCUGAUCUUUCCUCCAUGAAUUCUCCCAGAUUGUUCGCAACCCAUAUACCAUUUACGUCCAUCCCGAUAUCUAUUCAGAAUUCCAGAUGUAAGCUUGUCUAUCUGUGUAGAAACCCCAAGGACACUUUUGUGUCAAUGUGGCAAUUUUCUAACAAGUUAAGGCCUAAGGAAAUGGGAACUCAUUCACUUGGAGAAGUCUUUGAUAUGUUCUGUAGAGGAGUGAGUAUCGCUGGACCCUUUCUGGACCAUGUUUUAGAUUAUUGGAAAGAAAGCAGGGAGAGUCCUCACAAGGUGCUCUUCUUGAAGUACGAUGACAUGAAAGAAAACCCUACUGUCAAUCUUAGACGCAUUGCUGAGUUCUUGGAAUGUCCAUUUUCCAAUGAGGAAGAAGAAUCAGGAAUGGUGGAAGAAAUCUUAAAGCUGUGUAGCUUUGGUAAUUUGAGCAAUCUGGAAAUCAACAGGACUGGGAAGUUGUCAUCUGGUGAGGAAAACAAAGUAUUCUUCCGUCAAGGAAAGGUGGGAGAUUGGAAGAAUCAUCUAACCAUUGAGAUGGUAGAGAAGUUGGAUCAGAUUACCGAACAAAAGGUUUCGGCGUCGGGGCCAUCUCCACCUCCACCGCAGGGUUGCCCUUCAGGUACUCUGCCCCCCUCUAUAUAUUUGUAUGUAUGA
This is a messenger RNA of Olea europaea var. sylvestris, 1108 nucleotides long. Its product is annotated as cytosolic sulfotransferase 12-like. Bases 47 to 1108 code for a protein of 353 amino acids. The transcript has 3 exons. Gene Ontology annotation, biological process: sulfation. The record is from RefSeq and is a predicted model, not a curated record. Gene Ontology annotation, cellular component: cytoplasm. NCBI's taxonomy places the organism in Eukaryota, Viridiplantae, Streptophyta, Magnoliopsida, Lamiales, Oleaceae. Gene Ontology annotation, molecular function: sulfotransferase activity.